Molecule: messenger RNA, 1542 nt
Organism: Rotaria sp. Silwood1
Lineage: Eukaryota; Metazoa; Rotifera; Eurotatoria; Philodinida; Philodinidae
Source: the annotation of a GenBank genome assembly
AUGAAUGUGACAUUAUUUCGGUGGCUACUUAUUGUAGUCACUAAAAUUAUCUAUUUUGUUGAUGCGAAUUGGAUUACAGGUAAUCUUUGUUGGUCAAUGCCAUGUAUGAAUGGUGGUUCAUGUUUUGGUUCAGCAUUUACUUAUCUGUGUGUAUGUCCAAUAAAUUAUAGUGGAGCUUUAUGUGAAAAAAGACUUGGUAUUUGUCAAGAAAGUCCUUGUGGUAAUCGAGGUUUAUGUGUUGAAACAAGUUUAACUUCAUUUGAAUGUCGAUGUUAUUUUGAUUAUAUGGGUCCAUUAUGUGAAGAACAUGUACCGAAAGAUGAUCCUUCCGUAUGGUCAUCCCUUAUACCUGUACAUACACGAGUUUUAUUUGAUAUAUUACAAGAAGCAUAUCGUGUAAAAGCUCAAGGUAAAUCAACAAUUACUUCUAGUAAUGGUCCAAUAGAUUUUUUGGAUUUAUUAACUACAAAUGGUGCAUCAUCAUCAUCAUCAUUCUUAUCUGAUACAACAUCAUCAACAAUAGUUAAAUCAAAUUUUAUAACUUCUUCAAGUGAGAUAACUCAACCAGAAAAUAUUAUACGAGCUGAAGAUAUUCAACUUGAAAAAAUUUUCCCUAAAAUUAGUACAGCAUCAACAAAUACCAUGUAUAAACCAAAUUUUAUCGAAAUGACUUCUCAAAUAUUUGAAACAACGGAGCCAAAUAAUUAUAGUAAUGAAACAAAUAUAACUUCUUCUAUUGUGGCAUUUACAAUAGAAAAUAUUACAACAACUGUAUUACCUCCUUUACAGACUGUCGAAAAUAUGAUGACAAUAUCAUUAGAACAAAAUCGAAGUAAUUCAUUAAAUAUUACUGAAGAUCAAGAAUUUAUUAAUAUGACUCAACAAUUCAAUACAAUGAUAACUUCUACACCUUUUGAAUGGUUAAAUUCUAGCAGUAACAAUGAUACAAUAACUGAUUUUACUCAUGAACUAAUACAAAAUUCAACUGAACAAAACAAUAAUAAUAUGGAAUCUAAUGAAUUUAUUAUCAAUACUACUUCUCAAAUAAUUGAUUACACUUUAUUUGAAACAAGCAAUCACUCAUCUAUUCAAAUUGAUAAUAAUCAAUUUAAUAUAUCAAAACAAACAAUAUCUUCAACUAAACAAUCUUUAACUACUGAUAAAGUAAAUGAUAUCAAUAAUAAUUCUCAAAAUCAAUUACUUUAUAAAUUAUGUCAACAACUUUUAUCUCAUAUUUUACCUAAUGUAUCGUCUUUAUCAUCAUCAUCAUCAUCAAGUGCUAUCGAAGAAGCUUUAUCAUUAGUAUCAAGUUCAUCAUCAAUUGGUAAUAAUUCAGUUGAUGAACUUCUUACUUGGAUUAAAGAACAACUUAGUUCAUCAACAAUUACAACUACUAGUACAACAACAACAACGGCAAAAACACCGUCAACAUUAUCAUCAUUAUUACAAAAUGAAAAAAAAUUAUCAACAAUGUCAUUACAACGAGUAGAUAUGGAUGAUGCACUUCAUCAAAUGAACAAUAAUAUGGAUGGUGAACAAUAA